UGGCGCCCAAAGUAGUUUGUUUUUCGCUAAAAAAAAUUCAGGUCUGCUCUGCUCCGCGGAGUAUUUGUUUCCUCAGCUGCUUUUGUUGGUGGCUCCAAACUAUUUGCCAGCCAGUUUUUAACCCAGUUUUCGAUCAAUUAUAAUAAUAGCAACUAAAACGGUGAUAACUAGUAGAUUGGAGAGGGGUGCGUAACAAGAGAGGACGGAAAUUGAUUCGUUGUGUAAAAUUGGAAAGUGCACGAAAUUGCGAGCGCAUAACGGUAUAUGUAUACACACAAGCAGUACACACACACACAUGGAGACAGCGCUUUUUGUUUGAUGUCCCACUUGGCGGAUUAAAGACAAAUAGUGCGAAGGGGAGGUCGCAGAGGAGAAGGACGAAGACAAGGUGCCAUGACCACGCGGGAGAAUGUGGUCACCAGUCGCCUGUCCAAGCUGAUGCUCAGCAGCGGAAGCGGAAAUGGCAGCAAUAACCAGGUGCCUCCAACAUCCGCCCAGCUGCAAUCGCCCGUUUCACCCGGGGAGCAGUCGCAGUCCCAAUCUGAGUUGAAUCAACUGAAAAGGGAUGCGGAUCCGCAGUUUUCGCGAUUCGCCGACUAUUUUGUGAUAUGUGGACUGGAUUUAGAUACAGGCCUCGAGCCCGAUCGGUUUGCGGGAGACAACCUGCACUGUUCCCCGCUGGACCGUGCUUACAAAAGCAAACCACUUGCCCAUUAUCCCGAGAAUGUACCCUGGAAUCCCUUCGAUGCCCACGGCGUUUGCAUGCUCUCCCUGCCGCAAGGCCUGCGCUUUCGCACCCAGAAGCAUAACAUUGAGCCCAGAUUCCAUUCGUUUGCCACCACGCGGGAAGAUGGAAAGCGGUGCUACGGAUUCAGCCUGGUCUUCUAUGAGGAAAUCCGCAAUAGGAACAUUUGCGGAGCCAUUCACACGCUUCAAAGCAUGUUUAUCACGGAACUGUCGAACGGUCAGCAGACGCACUCGCUUAGUCGGGUGAAGCAGGAUGGUCCGGUUAGCCGUUCGCUGCCCAGACACUUCAAGGUGGCCGGACAGGCGCCGCAGUCUGCACAAAGCUAUUACGACAUCAACAAGGACAAGCUGUACGUAGCCAAAAGCAUCACGCUUAUUUGUCAGGCUCCCUACGCCUUUGCAGCUCAGAUGUUUCUUAAGAAUCUGUACAGAUGUCUUCCUCGACAGCCUGGGGCUGGUAUAAGUUUGGAGUCCUACGUUUACAACAUACUGUACGAGGUGAUGCUGCCGCAACCCGGCAAGUCGAUUCGCGUUUACUUGCCGCCAACAGAGCCCCAUCUACCCGCUAUUGCCCUGAUCCUUCAGCGACCUCUUUUGGCAACUGAAUUGCCUCUUCUGGAUUUUCCGCUGCGCCUGCUUUUCAAGUACCUGGGCGUGGAGUGUGUUAUACAGCUUUUAACGUGCGUCCUUCUAGAAAAUCAAGUCUUACUGCGUUCCACAGACUACCAAAGACUUAUGAUCGUAGGCGAAUGCAUUACUUCCCUGCUGUUUCCGUUCGUGUGGCCUCAUGUUUACGCUCCAAUCUUGCCUGCCGCCUUGCAUCAUUUCCUGGAUGCGCCGGUGCCCUUUGUAAUGGGCCUGCACGCCGAAUGCGAGGCAGCUCACAAAAUUGGCAGCGAGGCAACACUCUGCUUUGUGGACAUCGAUAAAAAGCACAUCCAGCUUCCCGAAGAGCUUCCAGUCUUCCCACAUAAGAUGGAUUUAAUGGCAGAAAUUGUCUCGGUGCUCGACAAGUUUGAAAUUGAGAGAGAUCGAGACCAGGAACCCAGUUUCCGGAAUGGCUAUGUCGGUAGGGGAUCCGGAGGAGGUUCUGGCGGUACUGGAAGUGGCGGAGCUGGCGGAGUGGAUGCCAUGAUUUCCAGCUGCACGCUGCCCACCGGACUGCAAGCUGCACGCCGUAGUAAGGAGCGAUUUCAGCAGCUGCAAGAGACGGUCUAUACGUUGUCGGGAUCGCCAGGUGGUGGUGCCGUGGAUUAUCAGCCGCUGAUAGCGCAUCCCUCGCGAAUAGAUCACGUCCCGCGAAUCGCUGAUUUUUUGCGUAGGAAGGGAGGCAUUCGGGGAGCUGGCUCUCCGGUGGGUAGUCCCACCGUUUCGCUUUCUUCCUCGCCGGUUGGCAUCUAUCAGGACAUUGAUGCAGUGGACGCCACCAUGCCAGUCAGUAGCCGCCGCACAGAAAAACAAAAGCUGAGCCCAGUGGAGCAGUACUACCAGGACCUGCGCAUCAACAACUCGGUGCGAGAGAUUUUCCUCAAUCGAUUCGUGCACAUGUUCCACGCCUACGAAAACUUUGUAAUAUAUCCUAACCAGGCCCGAGACGAGUGGCUCUCGAAUCGCGAAACGCUGCAGAACUUCGACAAGUCCUCGUUUCUGUCCGACCAGCCGGAGCACCAUCGCGCCUUCCUCUCGCGCUUCCUUGAAUCUCAAAUGUUCGCCACACUGAUCGACAACAAGAUCCUGGCAAUGUGGGAAUCGCAACCGGAUGAGCAGCUUCAGCUUUUCGACCAGCGUAUAAAACUUCUGAGGCGACGUCACGGAGAAAAUAUGAUCGCCGCCGCCAGCUACGAGCCUUGCGUGCUCAGCCAGGACUCGCAGCAGGGCUUCGAGAAGCGGCUCAACUGCAUCGACAUCGAGGUGACACCGCCCAGCGAGAUCCUGGCCAACAGGGCGGCCUACUUUCGCAGUUUUCCGCUGCUCGAGAAGGGCGUGCUCAACCAGGAGUGUGCCUCGAGAGGUAACAGCCUGCGGCGGGUGAAGAACGGCAACAAGUGGCGGGCCAGGGAAAUCUCGUUGGACCAGAAGCCCAACAGCAAUGCCAUUAACCGACUUUCGGCGAACCUGACCACGGCAGAUGUAAGUCCAGCUUUGAUAGCCCAGGCAAACUGGACGUUCGUUGAGCGAUUGCUAAAGGACAUCAAGUCGAAGACCAAGCGCAUGUUGCUCGAGAAAAUGGGCAACGAGGCAGUGGCCCUGGGCCUUAAGGGCGAUGGCCUCGAGGAAAACACCCUAAUAGCCAGCAUGUGCGAUCUGCUGGAGAAGAUCUGGUCGCAUGGUUUGCAAAACAAGCAGGGCAAGUCCGCCCUGUGGGCCCAUCUGCAGGCUUAUCUCGAGAUGCAGGAGGCCCGGGGAGCAGGCGACAGUUCUGGAGCGGAUCAAACGCCGCCGGUGUCCAGCAGUCCUGGCAGCAAGAUGAACAUUGCCACAGCCUCGCCGGCACUGGCUUGGAACGCAAUGCGGAAACGCAUGGAUUAUCUCUCCACAUUCCAAACGGACUUUGACAGUCCACCAAGUCCAAAUCGCAGUCGUUCGCGGGAUCGCAAUAAAUUCGUGGGCCUGGAGCAACUAUGUCCACUUCCAGAGUCCCUGGAGUUCGAUGUGAAAAACGUGCUAGCCAUGGCGGAUAUCAAGACCCACAUUGGCUAUACCCGCGCCUGGGUGCGUCUAUCCCUCGAAAAAAAGCUGCUAUCCAGACAUUUUCGUACCCUGCUGUCCGACGAAGCUCUGCUCCGUUCGCUGUACAAACGGUCGGCCUUUCUACGAUGUGAAGAGGAGAAGGAACAGUUUCUCUACCACCUGCUUACCCUAAACACGGUGGACUACUUCAGCUUCACCAACAUCUACCCCACAACGAAGCUGCCCUACCGCGUUGUGAUCUUUCCCUCCCGCAAAUACGGCUCCUAUCAUACCUCCAGCAACGUGUGGAUCAUGGUCUCGGGCACAAUGAACGAGACACAGCGGGUGCCGGUACCAAAGGGAUCCCUGGAGUUCAUUUUUCAUUACAAGAACCUUGGCCUACUGACAACCAUGCGCAUUGGACACGACAACUCCGGACCCAGCCACAAGUGGCUAGUGGAGCAGGUGGUGAUGCGCAAUGAGGUCACCGGCCACACCUACAAAUUCCCAUGUGGCCGCUGGUUGGGUCGCGGCGUAGAUGACGAUUCCACGGAGCGCCUGCUGGUGGGCCAACGUGUGUCGAUGAGCGUCAAAAAUGCUGAGCUGGUCCCCGGCUCGGAUACACGCACUCCCCCAAGGACACGAAGUCCCAGCGUGCAGCGUCAGGAGUCACUGGCGCCCUCGGAAAUUCAGCACCAGCUUGGCAACUGUGUCAACGUGCUGGUCAAGUGGCACUACAAACCCAGCCGAGAUCGCGAUGUUGGCACGCUGACCAACCUGUUGUGCGGGGAUGAUGGACUGGUCAAGUGUCUGGAGCAGGUCUUCCUUUGCGGAUUCCGAUCAUCGCGAUUUUUCGGAAGAAAUCUAUACCUCUGGGACUAUUUCAGCAAAAUCAAGGAGCUGUUCGAGCAAAAUCUUCAACUAGAGCUGGAGGACUCGGCAUCUAGCUUGGACUCCUCCUUCAGCAACGGAAGCGGAGGCGGAGGAAGCAGCCUACAGCGUCGUGAGAUCUCCACCAUUUGGCGGCUGUAUGUCCAGCUAAUGGACGAGAUCAACGGGACAGCCCUCGGCAAGGAUGGGAAGUUCCAGCUGCUAAUCUGCCUGAGUCUGAGAGAGCACCUGCUGACACGACUUAUUAAGCCAAUGGCCCUGACCAAAGUGACCCACGAAAUGUACGAGGAGGAGAGCUUUCUGCGGCGACGCAACCUUCUCACGUUUCUAAUCCAAAUCUUGGAGCCGCUGGACGACUGCCAUAUCGUGCUGGAGAACUCAAUCACACAGGGCAUCCGCAUACCGUCCCAGUGCUGAGGGACGGAUGAUUAAAAACUGCAAUACUCAUACCACAUCUCACCCACGGACAUUUGCAACCAGUGACCUAGAGAAUACUCAUAUACAUAUGCUCUUAAGGAAUCUCGGAACUCUAGAAUUCGUUGUUAGCUUUUAAAAGGAAGCGGAUUAACUUUUGCCCCUGAUUACACCUAAUUCUAAUUCUAAUCCCAAGCCUAGCCACUUGCCAUUCGACUCGAAUGCUUGCCAAGAAACCAAGUCAAACGCUAUACGUUUUUAUUGGGGGAUGGAUGCAGAUCCCGAAACAAUGAAGCCAAAGUUGAACAAAAUUCCUUGUCAUCGACGCAAUCGAAUUUUAAAGACAUUUACUGUGCAAUUAAGACGUUUACUAUAAAGAAUUCUAAAAUGUUGUUCAAAAAUCUACAUAUAUAUAUGAAACGUAUGCGUGUGUGUAGCUAGUAGAUAAGUUCCCAACCCGAAACCAAAUCCACUUAACUCUCCUGAGUUCCAAUUUCAAUGGUAGCUUUUAUUUAGUUAAUUUACCAAAGAAUCUUUGAUUUUUAUUACCGCCAAUAUAUACGGCGAAUAUUUUGUACAUUUCUAUAUUUUUGGAGUUUUAAGAGUGAGCGAAAUGAGAUUUACCCAAAGGUGUUUACGUUAUAUUCAAGCUUUAUUUUUACAACACUAUUUUUUAGCCAAAAAUCUUUGCAGAUAAUACUAUAAGACACUGAAAGUCAAUAAAUAUGUAAAAGACAUUACAAAA
Molecule: messenger RNA, 5467 nt
Organism: Drosophila ficusphila
Lineage: Eukaryota; Metazoa; Arthropoda; Insecta; Diptera; Drosophilidae
Gene: pns
Product: DENN domain-containing protein 5B
Exons: 15
Coding region: 394-4725 (1443 amino acids)
Molecular function (GO): small GTPase binding; guanyl-nucleotide exchange factor activity
Source: RefSeq, a predicted model, not a curated record